AUGGCCACUUUGCUCGACGUUCUCAACAGCGACGACGGCUUGCUCAAUGUUGGGCGCACGGCGCUUUCUAUGGCCCCUAAUACUUCUAAAUCUCUCUUGUCGUUGAAAACCUUACAGGAUGGCAAAGUUGCGUCCAAGUUCACAUUUACAACUCUCCUGAAGGACGCUGCACCGAGGGACCCUAGUACGCUGGAUUCACAGGAUGAAUCCCAGCAUUAUACACUCUUCCCUCUUGCGUUGGGUCAGAUCCUACGUCAAUACGCUGUGACUGAAAUGCAUUUGGCCUUAAACGCUGGGAAUUGGAAUUACGAUCGGUGGGGAUAUCCGGAAGAACAGGGUGUGGGUACAGGUGCUGAAUUAUGGGCGUGGAUGGGCGAUGGAGCUGCCAUAACGGUAGAUGAACGAUGGAAAGGGCUUCGGAAUGCGCUUGCAGGUCUUUUUUGCGCUUCUCUCGGAUCCCUGGAUGAAUUGCGAACUACAUCCCCCGCUCAAACUUUCAUUCCUGAGGGCACGCUACCGGAUUGGGGCGUUCCUCAUACAGUUCGACACGCGUCAUUACCUUCGGAACAUGUCUGCACCGAAAACUUGACGCCUUUUCUCAAACUCCUUCCUUGCAAAUCUUUGUCUGGGAUCGCUAGUCUCUUGAACCCACACCGCCUGUUCGAUGCCGACUGGCACGGGAUGGGGGUGCAUGUUCUAUGGCGCGAGGGAGAAGGAGUUGAGAUGAGAUUGACCUUCCAAUCCGUGUCUGAUCCUCUGCGCCAUGAUGCAGCGAAGAAGCAAGAUUGGUCCCUUCAAUCGCUCUUUGACCGCACCAUUCACCGGUCAUGCCCUGUCGCACACUCCAGUGAAAUCGUUGUGGCUCUGCCGAAGAACGCCUUCUAUUCAAUCAAACCUGAACCUCCCGUCAUUGACAGAAGUUCGGCACAUUUCGAUGUUAAUAUUCAUCAAAAGCCAUUGGACGUCAUAUUAACAUGGCCAGAGCCCUUUAGCUAUCCUUUGGAUUAUCAAUCUGAAUCCACAAAUUUUUCUGUCAAACGAACUUUGAGAGGGCCGAGUCAGGCUCACGGUCAGCUUUCUCUCGUGAUAACGAAUCAUCGGCCGUAUACUAUUCAUACAUUGUAUCUGGAAACCAUGCCCUGGCUACUCCAAUUUUAUUUGCAUACCCUUGAGGCGCGUGUGGACGGUGUUUUGCGAGCGGAUAUCAUCUCCAACCUUACCUAUAUCCCUUCGGUACCACACUCUCGGCCGACGACCUUCCAAGCUCUCUUGAGCCUCCCACCGAGUAGCACCGUCGAGAUUACUAUGGACGUUACGAAAGCUUUCUUGCGCUAUACUGAGCACCCGCCGGAUGCCCAGAGAGGCUGGGAUCUCCCUCCUGCUAUAUUUACGCCCGUGGAAUUCGCGAAAAAUGGUACCUCUUUUUCUGUCAAAGAAGGCCGUCUGUAUACCUCAACCCUUCUUGUCGACCUGGCCACACCAGACUUCAGCAUGCCUUACAAUGUGAUCAUCUUCACUUGUUCCGUCAUUGCAUACAUAUUUGGCAGUAUCUUCAAUUUGUUAACUCGGCGGUUUGUAAUAGUGCACAUAGAACCCACCAAAUCCUGA
Molecule: messenger RNA, 1608 nt
Organism: Psilocybe cubensis
Lineage: Eukaryota; Fungi; Basidiomycota; Agaricomycetes; Agaricales; Agrocybaceae
Exons: 8
Coding region: 1-1608 (535 amino acids)
Biological process (GO): attachment of GPI anchor to protein
Cellular component (GO): GPI-anchor transamidase complex
Source: RefSeq, a predicted model, not a curated record